Molecule: messenger RNA, 5998 nt
Organism: Myripristis murdjan (pinecone soldierfish)
Lineage: Eukaryota; Metazoa; Chordata; Actinopteri; Holocentriformes; Holocentridae
Gene: otud4
Product: OTU deubiquitinase 4
Exons: 21
Coding region: 293-4723 (1476 amino acids)
Biological process (GO): protein deubiquitination; negative regulation of toll-like receptor signaling pathway; regulation of protein K48-linked deubiquitination
Molecular function (GO): K63-linked deubiquitinase activity; cysteine-type deubiquitinase activity
Source: RefSeq, a predicted model, not a curated record
UCAGACUUCACUUUCAGUUUCCUGCAGGCAGGGCUCCCCCUUCCCCCUGCGACAUGAGCAGGAGGUUUCCUGGAAAACGAAAGCAGAACCCGGGGUCGCCGCUUCUGGUUUUUGUGUUUUACGUCUAGUUUGACAGCCGAUGUGGUUUUCUGGGUCUCUUUGGGCACGACGGUCACAACUUCCAGCCGGACGCGUCUCAAAGUUUGCGGCGAGCUCAACUGUCAAAGCGCAGCUAGGCGGCUAGCGUUAGCCCGCUAGCGUUAGCCCGCUAGCGUUAGCCCGCUAGCACAGCAUGGAGGGCAGCGGCGGCUUGCAGAGCAGCGAGGAAAAGGGGGCAGAAAAAUGCAUGGACGACUACCUCAAGUCCAUCGGCCUGCAGCGGAAGAAGAUAGCCAAGGACGGGUCGUGUUUGUUCCGGGCUGUCGCCGAGCAGGUGCUGCACAGCCAGAGCCUGCACACCAAAGUCAGAGCCAAGUGUGUGGAGUUCCUGAAACACAACAGAGAGAGCUACGAGGCGUUUGUUGAAGGAAACUUUGAGGAGUACCUGUGCAAGCUUCAGGACCCGCAGCACUGGGUGGGAGAGGUGGAGAUCAACGCGCUGGCUGUCAUGUACAAGAGGGAUUUCUUCAUCUUCCAGGAGCCCGGCAAACCUGCCAUCAACAUCACAGACAAAAACUUCAAGGACACGGUCCAGUUAUGUUUCCUGAAUGGAAACCAUUACGACAGCGUUUAUCCCAUCAGCCACGUGAGGAGCGCAGCCAUCUGCCAGUCGAUCCUGUACGAGCUGCUGUAUGACCGUGUGUUUAAGGUGGAGCGCUCGGCGCUGUCGGUCUGCCAGCGGGUGCCUCGCUCGUCCGACGUCCCGACCGAUGACACCCUCCCCCCCUGCGCCAGCAGCGACGAGUCCGACGCCGAGACCGGCCAGCCGCUCUGGUUGGAGGAGGGAACAAGUACCACAGCUCCCAGACACAAUGGACACAAUUACAGGGGCCGGGGGCGGGGCCGGCAUCUGCCCGAACGGGUGAAGCGCUCUCUGAACCCAGCACUGUACAGGAAUGUCGAGUACGACGUUUGGACCAAAUCCAAGAGAGCUCAACAGAAGAUGGACUUCUGCAUCGCUGCUGGGAUGCAGUACACUGUAGGAGACCGCUGUCAGGUUCGCCUUGACAACAGUGGGCGGAGCUACAGUGCGACCAUCAAGGAGGUGUCGCCUAGCAACGGCCCAGUGAUGGUUUACAUCGAGGAACUGGGCAGGAAGCAGUCGGUCUCUCUGUGGAACCUGCGUCCCCCUGGUGAAGAGAGCAGCUGGAGGACGGUCAACAGAGACAAAAGACUCAGCAAUGGACAUGGAGAGUGGGACGAGCGCGGUCGUGGCAGAGGGAGGGGGAAGCCCCCCCCAGCGUCGGCCCCGCCCUCCUCCGUCUCCCAGGCGACGGCCCCGGGCUCGGCUGGGCGUGUGCAGAAGCAGCACUCGUGGCCCCAGCAGGCCGCCGCUGAUGAGCAGGGAGGGGCGAGAGGCAGCAGGUGUCUGAAGUCAGUGAGCAUGGUCGAGCCGUCGCCGUUUGGCCUGACGGAGGAGGAGCGUUUGGCCAGAGAGGAGGAGGAGAGGAACGUGGCGCUGGUGGAGAUGCAGCUCCGUGACGAGCACAGCUUCCCUGCACUCGGCACGCAGCCUGUGAGCCAGGGUGAAGGGGGGAAGAGGAAGGGCGGCGAAAAGAGAAGAUCUCUGAAAAACACAAACAAGAGUCCAGUGGAAGAGUUCACAGCUUCAUCGCCUCCGACUGGUGACGGACCCUCCAAGUCCUCCACCCCCCCACUUGCAACCACUGCUGUGACUGCAAUUACUACUAAUACUGCUGCUGCUCCGGCUGCUGUUCCUCCCACCGCUGCCGCUAAUCCCGCCUCUAAACCUGCUGCUGCUCCUGCUGCCAAUCCUGACUCUCCGACAUGGCUGAGCAAACUCAAGGCUCCUACACCGAAUCAGAACGCGGCUGCGGCCUCGGCCUCGCCGGUUAAAGCUGCCCCGGCUCUGACCGCCGGCUCUGCUCCGACCCCUGGGAUGCCCACAGCUGUUGCUCCACCCACCUGCACUGCACCGGCUGCAAAAGUGAGCGCUCAGUCCUACGCCUCAGCGGCCGGUGGGUCCCCGGCCUCCCCUCCGCCCUGCGCCGCCAAGUCCAACGCUCUGUCCUCUGAGUCCACGAGCAGUGGAGCCCCGCCCCUCACCGUCCCCUCCUCUGCCGCCGUCUUCUCCCUCGUCACACCUGCCCUCCCCGCUGCCAUCGCCUCGUCUCCUUCUCUUCCCGCCGCCGCCUCCCCCUCCUCUCUGUCCUCCUCUGCUGAACCUACCGCUGCUUCUCGUCCUUCUGCCCCCAGGCCAUCCUCAUCCCCCUCUCCCCCCUCCACGGUUUCACCUCCCACCUUCAUUGCGCCCAUCGCUCCCUCUCCUGUUGCAGCUCAAGGCUUAAUGCCCCACCCCUCCCUCCCUCGUGCCUCUCCUCCACUCUCCUCCAGUCCCGCCUCCUCCACCCAGAUCCCCUCCUCCACCUCCUUUGCAGUCCUCCGUCAUGAUCCUCCAGUCUGUGAGGCCCCAGCAGCUUCGGUGCAGCCCCCGGAUAUUUUGCACUGUAGUACUGGAGGUGUCCCGAGUUCAUCUGCAUCUCAUGCCCUCCAGACCCAGACCUUUCUCGCCCAGGCCCAAGCCUCUCUGCCCCAGGCCUCUCUGCCCCAAGCCUCUCUGCCCCAAGCCUCUCUGCCCCAGGCCUCUCUGCCCCAAGCCUCUCUGCCCCAGGCCUCUCUGCCCCAGCUGGUUCCACCUCAGGCCCAGACCCAGCCUUCUUUUGCCCACCUCCAGCCUCAGUAUCAGUCACAGACCUCCUUGACCCAACCCCAAGCCUCUGUGCCCCAAGCCUCUGUGCCCCAAGCCUCUUUGCCCCAAGCCUCGUUGCCCCAGCCCCAGGCGGCUCUUGAGGCCCCGCUCCAGGCAUCUCUCCCCCACCUUCAGCCCCAGCCCCAGCAGCAGUCGGUCCAGGGUCCCUCCUCUCACCCUGCCUCAGGAGCCUCCUACCCUCAACCCCCUCAGGCCUCUCUCCCUCCCUCCCUCACUGCCCUUGUCCAUCCCCAGCCUUCAGUCACCCAGCCCCAGGUCCAAGGCCAUCCUGUCCAACCCCCCCACCCUUCAAGCCUCCCACACCCGUCCCUCUCUCUGUCCCCCUCCCAAACCCACCCCUCUGUUCAAACCCAGACCUCGAGCGGCCAGUCUCAGCUGGAGGUCCAGCCUCAGCACCCCCAGCAUGGAGCCGAAUCGCCGGCCCAUCCUGCCUCUCAGCAGCCUCAUCCUCCUCAGUCCUCUCAGCUCCCGCAUCAUCCCCACUUCCAAGGUGCUGCACCACCUCCUCCUCACCCCCUGUCCGUCCCGGGAGCCGUUCCCCUGCAGCAGCUGUCCCAGCUGUUCCAGGACCCCCUCUACCCUGGCUUCCCCUCAGAUAAAGACGGCGUGGUCCCCAAACCAGCCUACUCCCUCAGCCAGGCUGGGGACGACCUGCCCCAGGAUGUUGGCGUUCUGCGGUUUUUCUACAACCUGGGAGUCAAGGCGUACACCAACCCCAUGUACUCGCCCUGCGUCUACCUCCUCCCCCUGCAGCAGGCCUACGCCAUGCACCCCAAGCUGCAGUCCUGCUCGCCCUCUCCGCCCCCCUCCUCUGUCUCCUCCUCCCCCUACCCCCCUGCGGCCUACCCCCCCGCCAACCCGCCCGCCAGGCCUCAGGAGUCGUCGUUCCCGCCUCCGCCGUACCCUCCCGCUUCGGCGUCGAUGCCCGCCCAGUACGACCACCACGGCGCCCAGCAAGCCUCGCCCGCCGAAGCCCCUCGCCCCGCCGAGCCCGCCUUUAACCAGGCGGGAUACCCCGUCAAUCAGCCCCCGCCCCACAGGGUGUCCUGGCAGCAGCACCAGGUGGCCCCACCCAGAAACCCCAGCUACCCCGUGGGGUACCCCACCCCGCCUCCCUCCUACACCCCUCCGCAGCCCUCAUCUCAGGGCUACCCCCCGGCCCCGGCCCCGGGACACCCGCUGUACCCCGCCGUGCACCAGUACGCCCCCUCCUCACUGGGCUACCCGCCCUCCUCGGCCCCCGCCGAGCUGCCAGGUGGCCCGGGAGCGGCGGAGCAGCUCCAGCCCGCCAGCAGGGAGCCAACGCCCAGCCCGGCGCUGAGCAGAGGCCCCGCCCACAUGGAGACGGCUGCCACGAAUGCUAACAUGGCUAAUGCUAACGGCGGCGGCGCUCCACCCACAGUUCCUCCUGUCUUCAGUUUGGGGCUGAACCGGGAGCAGGGAGACGCUUCGAACAGACCGGUGCUGCUGGUCGACCCGCCCAUCAACAACAUACCCAUAUGGGCGAACGUGCCGCCGCCCGGCGAGGCCCGCGGCGCCGACACUCGGAGCUACAGGGGCCACAAACAGCCGGGGGCGGGACCGCCCAUCACUAUGACGACGCCUCUCUCCGUCGGCUGCAGCACGGAGGACGACUGGGAGGAGUCGGAGCGCAUGCAGCCGGAGCGAGCCAAUCACAGAGGCAGGAAGCCGCGAGGAGGGGGGAGGGGGCGGGGCAGCAGCUUCAGGAGGAGGCCAGGGGGAGGAGGAGGAGACAUGGUGACAGGGUUCCACUACAACCAGUUUAACCCCUCCCACUCCCACCGGGGGCGGGGCCGGGAGAGGGGCUACUAGCUACCAGCCAAUGAGGGCAAAGAGGAAGGCCAGAGGAAGGUGACUCCGCCCCCCUCCUCCUCUUCCUCCUCCCACUGUUUGGACAUUAAGGGCUUCCGCUCAGACACUUCCUGCUUCCCUCCCUCUCACUUCCUGUCACCGCACACCACGAUCUGAUUGGUCGACGUGUAGAGGCGUCUCCUCUGGAUUGGCUGGAUUGUUUUUUGUUUUGUUUUGUUUUUUUUGUUUGUUUGUUUUUUUUUUCCCCCAGCAUGCACUGCAACAAAGCAAAAUGUAUCUCACUUAGAAAACUGACACCUCUGAUUGGACGAACGGACUGCGCCUCGUCGGUGACAUCACGGCUCCUCCUCCAGGAACAGCUCGACGUCAGAAACCCAGCAGCUGGGAAAACUGGGAUUAGAACAGGAUCAGUGUAAGGCUGUGUGUGUGUGUGUGUGUGUGUGUGUGUGUGUGUGUGUGUGUGUGUGUGUGUGUGUGUGUGUGUGUGUGUGUGUGUGUGUGAGCAGCAGGGAAGCCGAGGCCUCGUCCACACGGAGAGUUUUCAGUUUGGAAACGUGACUUUUUUUCUGUCCGGUUUCCCUUUGAGUUCUACUUUUCAACAUCUUUUACGACUCUUAGGAGGAGGAGCUCGACCUCCUCAUGGCACCUCCUCCUCCUCCUCCUCCUCCUCCUCCUCCUCCUCCUCCUCCUCCCGUCAGUUCUGGAUAAAUUAAAUAGUUAUUUUUUUUAAAGCGGUCCCUCUCUGUUUGGACGCGGCCUGGGAGCUUUGAGGUUUAAAAAAGUGUUUCGGUUUUGAGCGGCGAAGCGUCCGGCAGCAGUCUGAGGAGGAGCCGGCGCCUCCUGCAGGCCUCUGUUGGCACUACUAGCUUUAAAAAAAAAUUAAAAAAAAAAAAAAAAAAAACUCAGUGUUCAUAAUCUGGUAUAUAAUCUGUAUUGGUCGUCCCGGCAUGGAGCGGCUCUGGUUCUUCUCUGAUUCGAUUCUGUUGCUGCUGCUUUCAGGUUCCGUUUGUUUUCCCCUCUUUUUUUGUUGUUGUUGUUUGUUGUUGUUGUAUUCCUUCUCGCUGUAAAUCAAACGGGGAAAAACGUAGUCUCUCUCUCUUUUUUCAGAUUCAGUGCCUUAACGUCUGUCCCUCUCUCUCUUUUCUUUUCUUUUCUUUUCUUUUCUUUGGUGUUGGUUCAGGAGCGACGGCUGCACAGAACAAAAAGUUUACUUUGUUUUUCUGUUGGAUGUUUUUUUUUCUAAAAGGUUGGAUGAAUAAAAAUGUUGCUCGUGUC